AUGAGUGACGAAUCAGGAGAAGUUUUCAGCACCAAGGAAGAAACGGUGACGGUUUUCCGUAAACUGUCGUCAAAGCAGGAAAAUCGAGUAUGUUUUGAUUGCGGGACGAAAAACCCAACAUGGACUUCUGUUCCCUUCGGCGUUAUGCUGUGUAUACAGUGUUCUGCUGUGCACCGUAACCUGGGUGUACACAUCACUUUUGUGAAAUCCUCGAACCUAGACAAGUGGACCGUGAACAAUUUGCGGAGAUUCAAGCACGGUGGGAACCACAAGGCUCGUGAAUACUUCAUGAAGCACAACGGUAAACAAUUUCUCGGCACUAACGUGGAUGCGCGCAUGAAAUAUACCAGCUCAGUGGCUAAGAACUAUAAGGCUCAUCUCGACAAACUCGUUGCCAAGGAUAUGGAACAAUAUCCUGGACAAAUUGUGCUUGCCGGAGAUGACGAAACAGGGGAUCUGUCGUCCGGAUCAGGAUCCAACUCAUUGGGAUCGUCUCAAAACAACAGUGUGGACGAUUUCUUCUCAAGCUGGGAAAAGCCUGCCGCCGCUGCAUCGUCCUCCCCCAAGAUCUUGACACCUUCAAGCACAGGAAAUUCCAGAAGCGCUUCCAAAACGUCGAUCUUGAGUAGUAACAGCAACAGAAGGAGAACCGCAACAACCGCACCCGCUGGCGCCAAGAAGCAUUCGAUUUUGUCUUCUGGUAGGAAAACGACGCGCGUUGCUGCUCAGAAAGUGCAAAAGUCUGAAGCAGAAAGCAUGUUCGAUGAUUUUGAAAAAGCCGCCAUGCUUGAAGCAGAAGAAGCAACGCCGAAGUUAACCCGUAACAGCACUUUGGAAACGAAAACUGUAUACCAGCAACCUGCGCCGGUUAAAAUCAAUUCUUUUGACGAAGAAGAGGGUCAAGAAUAUAACGACGGCGUCGCCUUUGAUCAAGUUACACAAGGGUUCGCGUCGUCCGAUGCUGAUGCUGCUAAACCCAAGCUUGCCAAACUAGGCUUUGGUAUGAUUAUGAAUAAUGCCGAUCAACUUGCUAAUAAAGAGAAAGAAGCCAAGAGAGCAGCGGCGGGUCCCAAAUAUACUGGACAGGUCGCCAACAAGUACGGAGAUCAAAAAGCCAUCUCGUCAGAUCAGUAUUUUGGAAGAGGCAAUUAUGACGAACAAGCUUCUAAAGAAGCUCAAGACAAAUUGAAAAGCAACUUCAACAAUGCAACAUCAAUAUCAUCUUCCAAUUAUUUCGGAGAAGAAGAACCUGAAGUUGACGAGUUUGGACGUCCAAGACUCAACAGCCAUAAUAGUGGAUUUGUUGAUUUCAACAGCGGUGCGGAUGAUGAAUUUCAGGUCAUUAAGGAUGCUGUUGAACAGGGAGCUCAAAAAUUGGGUAACUACCUGAGGGAUUACCUGAGAAACUGA
Lachancea sp. 'fantastica' is the source of this 1410-nucleotide messenger RNA. The record is from the annotation of a GenBank genome assembly. NCBI's taxonomy places the organism in Eukaryota, Fungi, Ascomycota, Saccharomycetes, Saccharomycetales, Saccharomycetaceae.